Sparassis crispa is the source of this 597-nucleotide messenger RNA. RefSeq lists its product as hypothetical. NCBI's taxonomy places the organism in Eukaryota, Fungi, Basidiomycota, Agaricomycetes, Polyporales, Sparassidaceae. The coding region runs from base 1 to 597 and encodes 198 amino acids. The record is from RefSeq and is a predicted model, not a curated record. The transcript has a single exon.
AUGGUGGCCACCACUGGUGUGCUGAGGCCCUUCCUGCAGAAAGCGCUGCUAGCGGAACGGAGCGAGGAGGCUGCCACUCUGAUGACACCCCCGUUGUUCGCCACAUCACAGCCCGCAUCACCUCUCGCAGUGCUCCCUUCAUCUCCCACAUCCAUGUGUUCCUCUCCCCUUUCAUCGUGUUCUUCCAGGAGGAACUCACCCGUCGCUGAGGGCCUGGUGCUCCUGCUUCCCUUUAAACCUCUUGAAAACAUGGCUAUCGAAGGUCCUGCACAUGGACACACUGCUACCAAAGGUCCUGCGCAUGCAGACCACGUGACCGAAGGCCCUGCACAUGCAGACCACGUGACCGAAGGCCCUGCACAUGCAGACCACGCAACCAAAGGGCCUGCGCAUGCAGGCCAUGCAGCCGAAGGCCCUACGCAUGGAGGCCACCUGGCUCAAGCUCCUGCGCAUGAAGGCCACCCAAAGAACGGGAAACGGAAGCGUAGGCAAGCAAAAUGCCUACGAAUUAAGGCCGCCGAGAUCUAUUCUUACAAGAUGCAUUCCCCUUUGGCUGUGAAGUUAUGCAAGCUGUCAGUCGUGAGCUCAGGCCUCUGA